GGGAUGUGAGCAGCCGUCUGAGCUCAGAGAAGAAGACAGAGGAGGUCUGUGUACAUGCAGAGAAUGAGCGAGCUGCUGAGGAUCACGUUUUUAUAACGGACCUUAAUAACAGUCGAUCCGAACCCGAAGUAAAGUAGCUGCAAGUCUCGGUUCUGCAUCAGAGACUCGCUGCAGCCCGGAGCUGGUUGACCGCGGGAAGCCAGAGCAUCUCUGCGGGAGGAGAUGUACCGUGGUCGGCCUCCGCCGAGAGGAGGCUACCCGCCUCCUUUCGAGGGCCGAGGUCCACCGCCUCCGAGGAAUUACCCGGCACCGGACUACAGAGACGACAGGAACCGACCCAGACACCCGUACCACCCCGACUACCACGACCGUGCUCACCCGGACCCGUACCGCCGCUCCCCACCGCGCAGGAGGUACCCUUCCCCCGGGUCAGGAAGUCACCGAGGGGGAGAGUACUGGGCCGGAGGUCCGCCGAGAGAGAGGUCUCCGUCUCCUCGCGGGCCGGCUCCCCUGGACCACAAACUGCUCAUCACCGUGGGCAACGAGCUGACCGGACCGUCUGGGUCGGCCCCCUCACGGCAUCAUGACAGAGACUACCCUCCUCGACCAGAGUACGAGCGGAGCCGGAGCCGCGGCCGGAGCCGACCUCGCAGCCACAGUCGGGACCGGAGUCCGGACCGGGGCCGGGCCAAGAGUCGGCCACGGAGCAAGAGUCGGCCACGGAGCAAGAGUCGGCCACGGAGCAAGAGUCGGCCACGGAGCAAGAGUCGCAGUCCGGACCGGAGCCGGGCCAAGAGCCGUGGCAGGAGCAAGAGUCGCCCCCGCAGCAGGUCCAGGUCCAGGUCCAGAGGACGAAGCAGAGGGCGGAGCUACAGCAAAGCAGCCAGCUACGGCCGCAGUAAGAGCCGGCAGAGGAAUCGAAGCCGCAGUGCGAGUAGCAGCUCGAGCUCCAGCAGCCGCAGCGGAGACGACAGCAACAUGAAAUCCCAAAAGAAAGAGUUCAAAGAGCUGGAGACGGCUCGACGCAGGAAGGAGCUGGAGGAGAUGCUGAGUCAGCCGACCAAAUCCAUCCUGAAGAGACGCAACGACUCUGAGGACUCGCCGUCCCUCAGGAGCUCAGACUCUCCCAGAGCUCUGGAAGGCUCCAACAUUUCUCGAGUGGCCGACCAGCUGCUGCUGGCCGUUAAAGGCAUGGAGCCCCACAGGGUGGCCGCCAUGCUGUCAGAGCUGCAGUCCCACCCACACACGACUCAACGCGCCGGCCUCGACGCCGAGAUAAAAGAAAUCCUCCACCUGCUGGGGGGGGCGGCGGGGGCCAGGGCUCAGGAGAAGGAGGAGGACGACAUCGACGACGAAGAGAAAUUCCUGUACGGGGACUCGGAGGAGCCCAAACCUCCACCGGCGUCCGAACCGCUCCAGCAUCACGGGCUGGAUCUGUACGGAGACGUGACAGAGGAGGCUCUGUACGGAGACUACACGCCGCAGAAGGCAUCCGUCUCUCAGACUUACGGCCUCCCUCCGGUGGCCUCUCCUCACCUUCAGGCCCUUCCCACCAUGGGGGAGAUGGGUGGACGGUACCCGAGCCAUCCCGCCAUCGGCCCCGAGCAGAACAUAACGGUGCAGGUGUCGAACCCUACCUGCCCGCCGGGGACAGAGCCACUGGAGGAGGGGGAGCGCCAGGCGCUGGAGGAGUACGAGAAGAUCCAGGACCUGCUGAAGACCAUCGGCCUGGACAUGGACAUGGCCGAGAUCAGCAAGAUGGCAGCCAGGACCAAAGAGCGGCUCCACGGGAACAAGCCGCCACCAAAGACCCCCACACGCCGCCAGCGUUACUCCUCAGACAGCUCGGACGGCAGCCGCCGCAGCCGGGACCGCAGGGGGCGGAGCCACAGCAGCAGCUCCAGCAGCAGCAGCAGGAGUCGCAGCCGCGGGCGCGGAGGCAGCUGGAGCAGUGACGACGGCCCCGGGAAGAGAUCGGCUCCACCCAAACCUCACAAUGACAGAGAGGCGACCGAGACGAAGGCGAAGCGGAGCGACCCGGCACUGCCGCGACAAAUCACCCCCGACCCCAACACCCUCCCCCCUCACCCUGGCGUGCCCAUCCCCACCUACCCACCCCCACCGGUCCACGGCAUGAUGCCCCCUAACUUCCCACCGCCGGGUUACGGCCAGUAUGGAAACUACCUUCCCUACAUGCACCAGCAAUGGCCGCCCAUGUACCCGCCCCCCAACAUGAGCCUGCCCCCACAGACCAGCCCGGACGACUUCUCCCGCGCUCUGCCCUACAAAGAGGUGAAGAGUUGUGUUCAGGACGCCGAGAAGGGGAAAGUGAGCAGCCGGGACAGGAGAGAGUCUGAGGAGCAGAACAACGAGAGCCAGAAACAAAAGGUUCUGGAGGAGAGAGAGAAGCUGAAGCAGGAGAGAGAGGUCAGGAUGAAGAAGAAAGAAUAUCUGAUGAAGGAGCUGGAGAGACUCAGGAAGCAACAAGGCGAGCUCCUGAGGAAGAAGCGGCGGGAGAAGGGUGGCCACAAAGACCCUCUGCUGCAGGAGAUCAGCCACCUGCAGGAGGACGUCAUGACUCAGAUCUCCAACCUACGCAAAGAGCACGAGGCUGCCGAGAAGAAACGCAACGAGAUCGACAAGGUGGCACUCAUCCUCGGCCUGAGCCCGUCCGACCGGCCCCGCAAGACCAGUAAGCUGGUUGAGGACCAGGAGGACGUGCCGCCGCCGCCACAGAAGGAGAAACGGGAGGCAGAGAGGAGUCCUGAUGGACGACAGGCAGCCAGCAGCUCCACGAUAAAGCAGGCCUCAGCGGUGCCGCCUCCAUCGAGAGCGUCCAUGGACAAGACGCCCAUCUGUGCAGCGCCGCCGCCGCCGACUUCGCUCCCGGAUCCGUUUGAAUACUAUGACGCUGGAAACCACUGGUGCAAAAACUGUAAUGUCACCUCUGGUUCAAUGUUUGAUUUUUUCACGCACUUGCAUCACAAAACACAUCGAAAGACUCUGGACCCGUACGACCGGCCCUGGGCUUCCACUCCUAACAAAACUGUCAAGAACACAUCGUCAGAAGAGAAGCUGACAAAACCCGCCAAAGGUUCGGAGUUCUUGCUGCCCGUCAGAGGAUUCUUCUGCCUGCUGUGUAAAGAGUUUUAUGGAGACGCCAUUUGUGCAGAAGAGCACGUCACCACACAUGCUCACAAUGAGAAAUACAAGAAACAAAUGUACGAGAAUCCCUUGUAUGAACAGAGGAGGAACCUGGACCGCCAGGCAGGACUGGCUUUAGAGACCAGUGCAAAGAAACGCAAACAUGACGACGAUGUGAAGGGAAACAAAGACAAGGAUGAAAAGUCCAAACACAAAAAGGAGAAAAAAGACAAGGAGAAAAAGAAGGAAGAGGAUGACACUGUUCUGAACGAAGAGAAAUCCAAAGUUAAAAAGGAGGAGGAAGAGAGGCUGAAGCCAAGCAAGCGAGAGGAGGACUUAAACGAUGCCCGAAGCCUGGAAGAGGAGAAGCCUUUUUACAAUAAGGAAGAUGAAAAUGAAAAGUAUAAAUACAGCAAGAAAGAUGAUAAAUACCGGUACAGCAGAGAGGAAGGGGAGAGGGGGAAAUUCAGCAGAAUAGAUGAAGAUGAUGGAUACAAAUACAGUCGAGAAGGCGAUUAUCGGUACCGGUAUCGCAGGGAUGAAGGAGACAGAUAUGAUGACCAUCCCAGAUAUGGGCCAAGAGGAGAUGAGGACAAGUUUAAACAUGGUAAAUAUUCAGAUUUCAGAUCAAAAUAUGAAAGAGAGAGAGAUGAAGGGAAACCGAAGGCUGAGAAGGAAGCCCCCAAAAAGCUAGAGCCGGCUAAACCAGUAGGGAAACCAGAGGUCACCAAACCUGAACCUCCACCAAAGCCCUAUGACCCACCAAAAGUCUUUUGUGGUCCCAGUCCAGCCAUGAGGGCAAAGCUCCGCAAGCAGAGCCAGGAAGCCGGCAAACCAGCACCUUCAUUUGGGAAGUUCACAUGGAAAAAGAAGGAGAAUAUUCUGGCAACGGAGGCACAGAAAGUGGCGGCGGACUUCAUCAAGGAAGAUGAAGCAGCAGCAAAACAGAGUCCAGUCUCACCAGAGGACUCUUUUGCGAAAUCUAUGGCUGUUGCUCAGGAAAUCGCCCAGAAGUUGGGUGGGCAGCCAAACACAACUUCUCCCUGGGUAUCCAACCAGGCCAGCCGGGGAAGGAUCCGACCUAACCUCCCUGGACCUGCUGCAUUCAUGAGGAAAACAGCCAUGUUGGGUAAACCUGCACCUCUGAACACCUUCCUCUCCAUCAGACCCCAAAACACCAGUAUAUCAGGGCCUCCUUCAAAAGAUGGAUCUAUAUUCCCUGAACCUGCACCUCUGAAUAGCUUUCCCUCCAUCAGACCUCAAAAGACCAGUAUACCAGCACCUCCUCCAAAAAAUGGACCCAUAUUACCAGUUGGUAAACCUGGGCCAUUUGAAUUUAUUUGUGCACCACCAGUUGCUGAACAGAAGCCAUCUGAGGAUAAACCUCUACAGCCAGUGUCAAGACGUAGUUCGUUUGAGGUUAAACCUGCACCACCAGUUUCUCAUCCUGUACCAGUCCAGAAAAGGCCUCCAUUGCCAUCUGUGUCUAAAUCUGUGUCAUCUGAAGCGAAUCCUGCACCAUCUAAACCUACUCUUGCUUCAUCCACAGCAAAAUUGGCACAACCAACAAUGAUGAAGAUAGUAUCUGACGUGCCAGCUCCUGGAGUCCCAGAAAAUGAGCAAACUCUUACAGUGUUCGUCAAGCCUCCACCUUUCAUGGCUAAGGGUGAUGGAGCUCAGAAGUCUGAAAAGCUCAAGAGUAACCUGGCUGCAGCCAAACGGCAGGAAUUAUUUGGCAUCUUCUACAGCAGCCUUGGCCAAACGAGUGCCUCCUCCAUCACCAAACCAGCAACAGACAACAGAUCUGAUGGCAAUAGCACCAAUAAAAGUCAACCUCCUACUGCACAAGCACAAAAACCACAACCUCAGAGUCCUUCUCCAACCCAGUCCCAACCUCCAGUUGUGGUCUGUACAUCUCCACAACCAAACUCAAACAAUUCCACCAGCCACCAAACCCAGCCAGAUAUUCAGAUUGCUUCUGUUUGGUCUUUGCAGUCUACACCUGCUCAACAAACAGAGCCUGCCAGAGUGGGACCAACACCCCAAACUAAGCCCCAGCCCAAUCUGAGUCCUCAGAUACAAACAGAGCCACAAGCGGAAACCCAAUUAGACCAGGACAGCCCGCCUCUGUCCCAUCCGGAGACCCAUCCUAAUAGAACCCCAGAUUGUGAAUCCAAACCAGGCCCCAAAAUUAGAGGCAUGAAAACCCCUCCUGCCCCCCCCCCUGUCAGACAAACCAGAUCCCAAACCAGAUACCAGACCCGGCAGCAGAAGAGCCACUCUGAGCCAGAACUGACUUCUGGAGAUUUUGACUCAGCAGCUUCAGACUCAAAGGGGCUGGACACAUCAGAACCUGGGUCCGAGGGUGAACGUCAGAUGACGGGGACAGUGGACUCUGAGGCUGGUGUUAACUGAGCUGACCGGACUGUGUGACUGGACUUGAAGGCAGCUGCAAGUGGUGAGAGAGACACUCAAUCUGACGGACUUUAGAUUCUCCUGACUCUUCAUGUGUGUAAAGGACCAGUUGGAUGUUUUAGUGAAACCAUCUUGGUCUCGGUUCAUCCAGCACAGAGAUCAUGGAUGUCUUUGUCCUGCGUGGCACACAAUCUUAUUCUUUUACUGAUGACAAAGAAACCCUCACGCACAAAACAGACUCUGAAUAUUUACUAAAAAGUUGUUACUGUCUGCCUCCAUUGUUACACAGAAACACAUGGCUGGCUGAAAAAUAACAAUGGAGCUCUGUCGCAAGCGACUUUGAGGCCAAAAGAUCUGCAUCUGUUUUUCAUGGUUUGGGCUUGGCCACUUCAGUGGAACACAAGAUCGUCCAUAACAUUUGAUUUGUUUUUUCAGACAUUGCUCUGACCUUCCAAAAGUGAAUUCUUGGAUAACAAUUCCAGUUCUGCCUCUAAAAUGACUAAAAAAAAUCAUAUUUUGGUUGUAACCAUAAGACACGUGGAAGCCUUGCCUCAUUGUGAUUGUCACAAUAUUUCUUGAUAGCUCUGAAAUAGGACACUGCAAGUUCCAAGCACCGUCCCGUUCAACUGUGUGCAACUGAACAGAUUUUUACUAAAAACAAACUAAAAAUCCAAACCAAAAGCAACUUCUGUAGCUCAAGUCAAUGUUUUUCAUUUUCUGAAUGUAUUUUGGUACAGACUUGAAGCAAAAGGCUUGGAGCUCAUCAUGAAAAAUGAGUAAAUAACAUAUUCAAUGAUAGAAUUAUUUAGUUAUGAUAUCCACUUUCUCAUCUGACUCAGUGGAGGACAGAAGAAAAGUUCCUAAAAUGUCAAACUGUUCUUUCAAAUCACAUUUUCAUCUUUCACGUGUUCACAGAAGUCUUUCCUCUUUCUUUCAGUAUUUCUUUCUCCUCCAACAGGUAAAGUUUUCUAUAACAUCUGUUGUGUUCCAUUCUUUGUAAGUCAGAUUAUUUUCCCUCUUUGAAAGAAGAUGAGGUGUUUCUCACAGUUCAGUUGGAGAAAUCAAAGUCUCAUAUCAGACCAAACUCAUUUAGUUCAUGCUGGCUGAAGAUCCAGGAGCUGAUUCCUAAACGUGCAUCAGGUUUUCUCCCUGAUUUCUGAUCUGUGGUCAGUGUCUUUGUGUAUCAGUAGAAACAAGCCCUUCAUCUUGCAACAUUUGUAUUUUUAAUAAAAAAUUAGUGAGAAAUAA
Acanthopagrus latus (yellowfin seabream) is the source of this 6807-nucleotide messenger RNA. RefSeq names its product zinc finger protein 318 (gene znf318). Gene Ontology annotation, biological process: negative regulation of DNA-templated transcription; positive regulation of DNA-templated transcription. NCBI's taxonomy places the organism in Eukaryota, Metazoa, Chordata, Actinopteri, Spariformes, Sparidae. Gene Ontology annotation, molecular function: nucleic acid binding; zinc ion binding. Gene Ontology annotation, cellular component: nucleoplasm. Bases 223 to 5559 code for a protein of 1778 amino acids. The transcript has 10 exons. The record is from RefSeq and is a predicted model, not a curated record.